CAGGACUCCGACGAGAGCUCUAUGCUGCGUCGAAACUCGACUGAUUGGGAAUCGCAGAUUGCUGAUGCCGAGCGGCUUCUCGAGCAUCGACAGGCGUCUGUGCCUCCUCCACCUCCCCACUUGGACUUAAAAACAUCAUCAUGGCGACUCCAGUGCUGCUUGUCAUGAUGGGAACUUCAGGGUGUGGCAAGACCACUAUCUCGUCUAUCCUCGCCUCGAAGCUCGGCAUACCCUUCAUCGACGGUGAUGAUCUCCAUCCCCGUGCGAACGUGCAGAAAAUGUCCGAAGGGCAUCCUUUGGACGACCGAGAUCGAGAGCCCUGGCUAAAGACUAUCCGCGAAAGGGCCAUCGAGUUGACCUCCAGCAGCAAACCAGACCUUUCAAAUGUCCACAAUGAUCCCACGCAGACCGCUCAGCAUAUGGCAGAGGUGCUAGAAACUUCCCAACCAACACGCCAGCGCGAAGCGGGCACCGCAGAGCCAGAUGUUGAAGAUCAAGGUGAAAGCGGCCCUGUCAAACCUGUCGUAGCUACGGAACCACGUCGGGCUUGCAUCAUUGCGUGCUCUGCACUGAAGAGAGCUUACCGCAACCUCCUCCGAGGCGAAACCGACAGCCUCUUUCACAACGAUUCGGAAGACUCGCGAGCGCCCAACGCAAAGUCGGACAUAGACACCCACCACAUAUAUCUGCACGUCGCGCCGGAUGAAUUGCUGCGAAGAAUGCACAAUCGCAAAGGGCAUUUCAUGAAGGAGCAAAUGCUAAGAAGCCAGCUAGAAACUCUAGAAGAACCCGAUCCACACUCUGAGUACGGAGUAAUCGUUGUUGAAGCUGCCAGAGCGCCAGGUCUCGUGGUAGCUUCGCUCGUGCAGCAGAUCAAUGAGAUGGUCGGUCCAGUCUGUGGCCCCCCAGCGUGAACAUUCCUAUCCCGAUUGGAGUUACUGUAGCAUAAA
Tilletiaria anomala UBC 951 is the source of this 950-nucleotide messenger RNA. RefSeq names its product carbohydrate kinase. The record is from RefSeq and is a predicted model, not a curated record. Gene Ontology annotation, cellular component: cytoplasm. Gene Ontology annotation, molecular function: gluconokinase activity. NCBI's taxonomy places the organism in Eukaryota, Fungi, Basidiomycota, Exobasidiomycetes, Georgefischeriales, Tilletiariaceae. Bases 141 to 914 code for a protein of 257 amino acids. The transcript has 2 exons.